Penicillium mononematosum is the source of this 3087-nucleotide messenger RNA. RefSeq names its product rRNA-processing protein UTP21. Gene Ontology annotation, cellular component: small-subunit processome; Pwp2p-containing subcomplex of 90S preribosome. Bases 1 to 3087 code for a protein of 1028 amino acids. Gene Ontology annotation, biological process: rRNA processing. The transcript is spliced from 5 exons. The record is from RefSeq and is a predicted model, not a curated record. Gene Ontology annotation, molecular function: protein binding. Lineage: Eukaryota; Fungi; Ascomycota; Eurotiomycetes; Eurotiales; Aspergillaceae.
AUGCCUUCGGCCGAUACUUUCGAUCUGCCUCUUGCGAAGAGGCAGAAACGAGUAUCGCAAGUUAAGGCUGGAACACGUGGCUCCAAAAUCUUUGCUCCUUUCCGUACGCUAGGAUUGGUGUCGCCAACGCCCGUUCCCUUUACAUCGGUGCGCCUAGGUAAAUCGACCUUUCAAAUCACAACCUCCGUGGGACAUUCGCUGCAGACUUAUGAUUUGCGCCGAGGUUUGAACCUCAUCUUCCUGAGUCGACCGCAAACACCGGAGAUCAUUACGGCAACAUGUGCGUGGCAGGAUAAGGUAUUCGCAGCUUGGGGCCAUCUCCGGUCACAGUCCCCUGGAGGUGUCUGGGUUUUCAAGCGCGGCAAAAGAGUUGCUGUUCUUGAGGGCCCCGCAGAUCUGAAUGGACCCAUUGAGCGCUUGGUGGUUUUUGGUUCAUGGGUGGUUGGUUGCUGGACUGGUGGCCUUGAGGUUUGGAAAACGGACACAUACGAGCACUAUGCCAGUCUGCGGCCACAAUCCGCUCGUGGAGAGAAGAUCUACACCGGGGUAAUGUGCAAUAUGCCCACUUAUCUGAACAAGAUAUUCGUGGGCCGAUCGGACGGAGCGGUCGAUAUCUGGAACCUUCGCAGUGGAAAGCUUCUUCACACGUUGCCUUCGUUAUCGUCAGAUGCUGGGGCUGUGACUGCGAUUCAACCCACGCCUGCUCUAUCACUUGUCGCCAUUGCCUAUAAGGGCGGUGCUUUGGCUAUUCAGAACGUGAGCUCAGGUCAGCUGGUUUUAUCUCUCAAGAACGCAUCAUCCCGGGGUCUCCCGGUAACAUCCAUCAGUUUCCGCGGCGACGGACUAGGUGCUGGCCACGAUGGCCGCAGCUCAGGUGUUAUGGCCACAGCGUCAAGUGGCAGCGGCGAUAUCACGCUUUGGGACUUGAACAAUGGAGGUCGUAUUGCGGGCAUUCUUCGCGGAGCCCAUCGAGUUUCAAGUGGUGAAAAGCCUAUGGGCGCUAACCGUGUUGAGUUCUUGGAUGGACAGCCGGUGCUUGUGUCAUCGGGCGAUGACAAUUCUUUAAAGACUUGGAUCUUCGACGAAACGCCAUUCUCGCCCAUUCCCAGACCUCUUCAUAGAAGAAACGGACACUCUGCUGCUAUCAGCGCUCUCGAUUUCCUGCCGACAUCUUCGGAUGGUUCCGAGUCUGGCGGCAAGUGGCUUCUUAGCGCAAGCAAGGACUGCAGUCUCUGGGGGCUUAGUCUGCGCAAAGACAGCCAGCAUACCGAGAUCUCGCAAGGUAGCUUGGAACGCAAGGCUAAGAAGGGAGGGCCAUCGAACAUCUCAAGUUCAGAGGAUCUCAAAGCUCCUGAAGUCACAUGCAUUGCCUGCAGCCUCAACCGUGAUGGCGGAAUGGGAGUCACCACUUCUGGUCCGAUCUGGUCGAACCCGAAGGUUACAAACGCCGAUGCCUCCAAUGCAACCGGCUGGGAAAGUGUGGUUACUGGUCAUCGCGGCGACAAAUUCGCACGUACUUGGUUCUGGGGCAAAAAGAAAGCAGGCCGAUGGGCAUUUGCAACCAGUGAUGGAACAGAAGUCAAGAGUGUGACGGUUUCGCAAUGUGGUACUUUCGCUGUCAUCGGAUCAGCUGGAGGAUCUAUCGACAUGUUCAAUAUGCAGUCAGGUUUGCACCGACAAAGUUUCCCAGCUCGCGCCCCAGCUGGCCGGACCACCAAAUCCAAUGCCCAGGUUUCGAUCGCUGCAGCUUCUAAACACACCAAAGCUGUGACUGGCUUGAUGAUUGACAGCUUGAACCGAACCGUUGUGAGCUGUGGUCUGGAUGGCAAAGUGAAGUUUUGGGAUCUCCUCUCUGGGAAAUUCCUUGAUGAGCUAGACUGGCACCCCAUGGCUGCCAUUACUGGUCUUCGUUAUAGCAAGGCGAGCGAAUUAGUCGCCUUCAGUUGUGAUGACCUCUCGAUCCGUGUGAUUGACCUCGAGACCAGAAAGCUCGUUCGUGAAUUCUGGGGAUGUGUGGGUCAGGUCAACGAUUUCAUCUUCUCAAAUGAUGGACGAUGGAUUGUUGCUGCCUCCAUGGACUCGGUGGUACGCGUAUGGGACAUGCCCACCGGGCAUUUGAUUGACAUCUUCCGAGUCUCAAGCACUUGUGUCGCUCUGGCCAUGUCUUCAACCGGUGAAUUCCUUGCCACCGCACACGCCGGUAGCAUUGGCAUCAGCCUUUGGAGCAACCGCAGCCUUUUCAUGCCUGUGACGACCAAGAAUCUGGACGAGAACGUUAUUGAGAACGUUGGGCUCCCGGCAACGUCAGGAGAAGGCGGUGCUGGUCUUAUUGAAGCCGCCUUUGCGGACACUACCGAGCAAGAUGAGGAAGAGGGCCCAGUACUGGCGACGGAACAACUACAACACGAUAUGAUGACUCUGAGUCUUGUCCCCAAGAGCAGAUGGCAGUCAUUGCUUCACCUUGACACUAUUCGGGAACGUAAUCGCCCCAAGGAAGCUCCCAAGGCACCCGAGAAGGCUCCGUUCUUCCUUCCUUCUCUCCUCGGUUCCAGUGGGCCCGAGGCCGCCAAGGAAAUCCCCGGCACUGAGGAUACUGAUGCGGGAUCGGUGGCCAAAAUCGCCGAAGCCGAAAGAUUACGGAUUGCCAAGCUGCAAAAUGGUGGCAACCCCAGUGCUCCUCAAUCUAUCUUCACUCGAUCAUUGGCAUCCGGCCAUGAUUCUGGUGAUUUUAACUCAUUCAUCGACCAUCUCAAGACCUUAUCUCCGGCCAAGGCAGAUCUCGAGAUUCGUUCACUGGAUCCUCGGGUACGUGAUGGACACUCUGAGUUGUCCGAUUUCGUUAUUGCCCUUACUGCUCGCCUGAAGUCAAAGAGAGACUUUGAGCUUGUCAAUGCUUGGAUGGCGGUCUUUUUGAAAAUCCAUGCCGACACUGUGAGUCUCAGCUCUACUCAAGAUGAGCCUCAGUAUCGUCUAUUGCAAGAGGCUCUGGCAACUUGGUCAGCUGAGCAACAGCGGGAGGGAAAGCGCCUGGCUGAGCUGGUGGGCUACUGUCGCGGAGUGGUCGGAUUCUUGCGAUCUGCUCGGUAA